AUUGGUAAUAUUGAAUCCUACCAAGAAAUGUGAUUUCUGUGUUUCGAUAAUGGGUUCAGAUAAAAAAAAGUCUAAAGAAGCAAAGGAUGAUUCCGUUUCUGCAGAAAAACGAAAUCCCAAAGCGUUCUCUUAUCAGUCCAUUAACAAAGUGUCAAGGGCCGUGAGAAGAACCCUAGAUGUAAGAGAAAAAAAGCAUCAUAUUCCUGUUGUUGAUCGAACUCCUGUAGAACCACCUCCUAUUUUAGUAGCAGUUGUUGGCCCUCCAAAAGUUGGAAAAACAACCCUUAUACACUCCCUAAUAAAAAACUUUGUGAGACAAAACUUGGCAACUGUAGAUGGUCCAAUUACUAUUGUAUCAGGAAAGAAGAAGAGAAUUACGUUCGUAGAAUGUAAUAAUGACAUAAAUUCUAUGAUAGAUCUAGCUAAAAUUUGUGAUUUGGCAUUACUUUUAAUCGAUGCUAGUUUUGGAUUUGAAAUGGAAGUUUUUGAAUUUCUUAAUAUAUGUCAAAUUCAUGGUUUUCCUAAAAUUAUGGGAGUAUUAACGCAUUUAGAUCACUUUAAAGAAAAUAAACAGCUAAAAAAAACAAAGAAAAGGCUAAAGAAUAGAUUUUGGACAGAAGUUUAUCAAGGUGCCAAAUUGUUUUAUUUGUCAGGUGUUGUUAAUGGUGAAUACCCUAAAACGGAAGUUCAUAACUUGGGAAGAUUUAUAUCAGUUAUGAAAUUUAGACCACUGCAAUGGCGGUCAAAUCAUCCAUAUAUUUUGGUCGAUAGAAUGGAAGAUAUUACUGAUCCGGAAAAAACUAGAAAAGAUGAGAAAAUUGAUAGAACAGUAUGCUUAUAUGGAUAUGUUAGAGGCACCCAUUUAAAAAAGAAUAGUUUUGCCCAUAUUCCAGGUUGCGGAGAUUUUUCAAUAUCUGAUUUAACCUUCCUUCACGAUCCUUGUCCUCUGCCCGAGCAAGAAAAGAAACGCAGCCUUGAUCAGAAGGAGCGUUUGAUAUAUGCUCCUAUGGCUGGAGUGGGAGGAAUCGUCUAUGAUAAAGAUGCUGUUUACAUUGAACUGGGUGGAAGUCAUUCACAUAAAAAGGAAGCUGACAGUAAGCCAAAAAACGAAUUGAUGGAGCAAUUGGCUAAAACUCAGUUUACAUUGAAGGAAAAAAUGGAGCAAACUGGACUUCAAAUGUUUCGCGAAUCGGAACCUAUAAAUUCCGCUUCUUUAAUUGAUGAAUAUUCCAGAGAGAGUAAGAAGACAACCGGAAUUAAUGGGACAAAAAUGAUAAAGAAGGGAAAGAAAGAGAACAAAAUUAGUGAUGACGAUGAAGAUGAUGAUGACAAUGAUAGUGAUGAAGAAGACGACCAAUUAAUGAGUAAUUCAGAAAACGAUGAAUCAAGUAAUGACACUGAGGACGAUGAUAAUGACCAAAUUAUGAGCGAUUCAGAAAAUGAGAAUUCUACUGAUAAUGAUGAAUCUUCAGAGGAAUUAGGUCACUUAAAAUGGAAAGAAAAUUUGAAGGAGAAAGCAGCUGCAUCAUUCUUAAAGAGAAGAAAUAUUACAGAUAAUUUAAAAGACAUUGUUUAUGGAAACCAAAAUUACGAAGUUCUCAAAGAAAAGGAAGAAGUUGGGGACUUAUUUACAGUUACAAGGAAAAUUAAUACAGCGCCAUCAGAUUUAAAUGCUACAGACAUAAAUGGCCGAGAAUCAUCAAAAUUUUUCAAUUCUGAUAUUUCUAUAAUGAAAUUCGAAGAGCUAAAAGAUAGCAUUCGUGAUUGUUUCGUAACCGGUAAGUGGGCGGACAAUGAAGAUGCCGAAAAGCUCCUGCAAGACGAUGACGAUGAUGAUGACGACUCAGAAUAUGGAGAUUUUGAAGAUUUAGAAACUGGAGAGAGAUUCUCCGGUGGUAAAAAGCGCAAACAUAGCGAAAGUGAAGAUUCAGAGGAAGAUGAAAAGGAAGGUAGUGACACUAAUGACAAAGAAGAAAAGGAAGAGGAAGAAACUGUUGCUAUAACACCAGCUGAAGCAAGAGCUAAAAAGGUUCAAGAAAAAAGGGAAGCUAAAAAAAGACGGAUGAAAGAACUUUUUGAUGCUGAGUACGACGCCGCUCAGGGAUCAGAAAAAGGCACUUUUUUUGACGAUUUAAAAAGUGAAUUAGAGCAACAGGCUCAGCUUAAUAGAACCGAAUUUGAAAACCUUCCUGAACAUGAAAGGACGGAAUAUGAGGGUUUCAGACCGGGAUUAUACGUGCGGGCUCAAAUUGACGGUUUACCUUGCGAAUUUGUCAAUAAUUUUGAUCCAUCUUAUCCAGUAAUUGUUGGAGGUUUACUAAGUAUGGAACAAAAUAUAGGUUUUGUACAAGUUAGAUUGAAAAAGCAUAGGUGGUAUAAGAAAAUAUUAAAAACUAGGGAUCCCCUCAUUAUUUCUUUAGGCUGGCGUAGAUUUCAAACUAUACCUUUAUACACUCUUCAAGAUCAUAACAUGAGAAAUAGACUGUUGAAAUAUACACCCGAACAUCUUCAUUGUCACGCCUCAUUCUGGGGACCCGUUACACCACAAGGCACAGGCUUACUAGCUGUACAAUCAAUAUCUGAGAGAAAAGCUGAUUUUAGAAUAGCAGCAACGGGCACGGUUUCUGAAUUAGAUAAAUCCAUGAGUAUAGUUAAGAAAUUGAAAUUAACUGGAACCCCCUUUAAAGUUUAUAAAAAGACUGCAUUUAUUGAGGGAAUGUUCAAUUCUAGUUUGGAGGUAGCGAAAUUUGAAGGAGCGGCUUUGAGGAGCGUGAGUGGUUUAAGAGGUCAAAUUAAAAAAGCUGUUAAUACACCAGCAGGAGCCUUUCGUGCAACAUUUGAAGAUCAAAUUAAACUUAGCGAUAUUGUCUUUGUUCGUUCUUGGUUUCCCGUCGAGCCUCCUCAUUUCUACAAUCCCGUUACUACUUUGUUAUUGUCUUCUGAAGAAAGAAAUCAAUGGAGAGGCAUGAAGACGGUCGGUGAGCUCAAACGGGAAAGAAGAAUACAAGGAACCCCUAAUGAAGACAGUUUAUAUAAACCUAUCCAUAGAAGAGAACGAGUUCAGAAACCGGUUGUUAUCCCCAAGGCUCUGCAGAAAAAUCUUCCGUUUAAGGACAAACCGAAAACGGAAAAGAAGGUUAAAGAUAGGGUUGCAACGAAGAGAGUCGCUGUUGUAAGGGAAGCUCGUGAGAGAAAGGUGUCCAAAUUAAUGACACAGCUGAAAGCAAUACACGAUGCCAAACUAGAGAAAAGAAAAGCACAAAUGAAAGAAAGAGUAACAUCUCACAAGAAACAGCUGGAGAAAAUUGAAGAACGAAAGCUAAAGAAAACGAAAGAAGUUAAAAAGAAAAUCUACAGAGCGCUGGGACAGCAAGAAAAGAAACAGAAUAAAUUUAAGGAUGAUUAAAUGUACUGAUUAAAGGUUGCUGUAAUUUGUUUCAUAAAUGGAGAGGCAUGAUAUAAGGUUAAGACUUUUUUUAAUGAUGAAGUCUCUACUCAAAGAUUUUCUAUAAUCGUUAUUCUUUAUGUAAAAUAAAUAAAUAGCAA
Dimorphilus gyrociliatus is the source of this 3546-nucleotide messenger RNA. The record is from the annotation of a GenBank genome assembly. Lineage: Eukaryota; Metazoa; Annelida; Polychaeta; Dinophilidae.